AGAAGAUAAUACGUGGUAUGCAGCAUGCUGAUCAUGGUAUCCCAACUCGUCCACAGAAGGUCUUUCUUACCUCAGUUCCAUGUGCCUUCACGGGUAUCGAUUUAAUAGAAUGGAUCACUAAAUUAUUAGAUGUUCACAGUACGACGGAAGCGACCCAUCUUGCCACUCUGCUAUCUCAGUAUGGUUAUAUUUAUCCCGUUGAACCUACAAAGACAGUGUCAAUCAAAGAAGACAAUACACUCUAUCGAUUCCAAAGUCCCUACUUCUGGACAUCACAGGAUCGAUCGCACGACAAUACUGAUUAUGCUCUUUACCUGGCUAAACGAACAAUGAGGAACAAGCAGAACUUUGGAUUAGAGGAAUAUGAAAAUACGGCGUAUAGUAAUCUACAGAGGAUGCUAGGUCAUAAAUGGGAAUUCAUUCUAUUACAGGCACAAGAACAGCUAAGAUUGGCCAAGCACAGAAAGAAAGCAGAUAGGAUCGUGCUGGACUCCCAAGAACGAGCCUUCUGGCGUGUACACUAUCCUCCGCCUGGACAAACAAAUUGUUUGGAAACAGACAUUAGGAGAAAAUGUAAGAGCUCUCAACCCAUUAGAACAAGGAAACCGUCCCCUGAAGAAUUCAAGAAACAAGUGGCCUUUCUUCAAAGUAGACUCUCCAAGAUGACUAUCAAAACAUCCAAAGCAAUAGACUGUUUAAUACGACAUUGUGAGAGGUUUGCAGAGCAUGAUCCGUUCAUCUCAGGUGCCCAGCCAAGCAACCCAUGGAUCAGUGAUGACACAACCAUGUGGACACUUAACACCAUGCUGGUGGACACACCAACAGAGAGAAGAGUUAGAAGAUGGGCCAUCAGCUUCAGGGAGCUGGUAUCAGAUGCAACGGGCAAGCACGAGUUUGAGAAGUUCCUACAGAAGGAAUACAGCCAGGAGAACAUCCGCUUCUGGUCGGCAUGUGAGACCCUCAAGUAUGCCCCGCAAUCGAUGGUUCCUGAGAUGGUCCACGAGAUAUACAGAACUUUCCUAGCACCAGGAGCACCUUGUGAAAUCAAUGUUGAUGGAAGGACCAUGGAACUGACUCAGCAGUCACUACGGAAACCAAACAGGUUUGCAUUUGAAGCAGCCCAGCAGCACAUAUUCCUCCUGAUGAAGAAAGAUUCCUACCAGAGAUUCCUCAAGUCAGAUACCUACAAGGGUCUACUGGCAAGAGCUAUGCAGAACGGAACAAAACGAAAAUUCUUCACCUUCGGAGGACGCUUCUUAAGAUCAGCAAAGGUCACGCCGGAUGUUAGUCCGUUGGGUUAUCAACGAAGAGGGAGUCUUGGUACAGAGAACUCUGACACGCUGAGUGAUAGACCCAUGACACAUUCACUCAGUGCAAGUAAUCUGCAAGACUUUGAACUCGCCAACAUGUUCAAUGGAACAGAAAAUGGGCACAAAACAGAAGGGGUUUACACAACAAACAUCAAAUCAUCAAGGUUUGCGUCACUUCAACCAAUGAACUCGACCAAGUUAAAGCGGCACGGAUCACUGGGCGGGGUAGAGCAUGCUGGGAAGGUUCUCAAUGGUAAUAAGACCAAGAGGAUGUCCGAAACGCAACUCGACCUGACGUUCCUCAGCUAUGGGGCGAAAACGACGACCAAAAAGAAUCUCAUUACCCCAUGGGAGGAAGACACAAGCUGACCUGAACUAUAAACUUUGACCUUCAAUCAAACAGUGUGUGUUAUACUGUUACUAUUGUUGUUACCAUGGAAACAAGGAUACAACAUUCAUUGUCUAGUAGAUUGCAGACUUAUAGAUGUUAUGGAGUGCAGCAACUUUCAUUUUUACCACCGCAACAUAAGAAAGCAUCGUGACGUGGAAUGCUGUUAAUUGGACUUUAGCUGUUUAUAGGAGUUUUUUAUUUAUUACAAGAGUUCCAGGAGCUGCUGCGAAAUAUUAAAUGUAUUUAAUCAAACAUAACUAAAAGAAUUAAAUGCAACUUGAUUUAAAAGCAAUCAGAACCAUGGAUUUGGAGACAUGUACUCGUAUUUUUUUUUUUUGCUUAAAGGGGAUCCAUUCUUGGUGAUUUGGCUGAAAGGAAAAAAUAAGAAAAUUCAGAAUGGUGAAAGUUUGGAAGAAAUGGGUCUAGGAUGAAGUAAGUAAUGGCUGUUUCAAAAAUGAGAUCACUGACACUAUGUAAAGCUCAAAUUGGCAACUUAUAGAGGACAGCUCUCCGAAACAUAUAUGUUUUGAAUAUCAGGCAUUUGUGGGACUUUUAUGUACCUUUCCAUCAGGACAGAAAGAUCAGUAUAAAAUUGAGAGCAUAUUUUUAUGCCUUCGUAAAAGCCAAAAAAAGAAGUUGUUUUGAGAUUCUUUAAUUCUCCUUUUUAGAGGUGACAUUUUAGCUAGUUUGUGCAUUGGAGCAAAUAACGGAAUUGUACCUACCCCCAAUGAAAUCCCCUUUGUUGCCAAUUUGAAAACACCAUUGUGAUAACAUUUGUGCAAUAAAAAAAAAAACAAUUUAUUUUUGGCCUGGAAUUCUUUAAUCUUUCACCUCCAUGUACAUGUAUCUGUUUCUCUGAUUUAUCUUGAAAUAAGUUUUAAUAUAAGUUGGAUUCGCCGUAAAUCUACUCUUUUAAAAAGAACCUGGUUAAGGUAAUCAAAUUGUUUACAUUUUCUUGUAUUCCUCAUGGAUAACUAUUAUUCUAAUAUCGGGAAAAACACUUUUUGUUUUUCAAACAACAAUGAAUUCAGAGUUUUAUGGUGUAUUCCCUUUUCAGGCCAGUCACUUCUAUAACUGAACUGUUUAAUUAGAUAAAGGAAUACUGGUAUGACUAAUUUACCAGUAAUGAUUGUGGGUGAUGUUUAAAAUGUAGACAAAGAAUCAAUUAGAAAGAUGUCUAUUUCAAAAAAUUGUUCUUUACAUGUUCCAUACACCGUGCAUGCAAAUUCUUUGAUUAGUAACAGCUCAGUGCUAAAGAUAAGUGAUCUCUCAUCGCUUCCUGGUAAUUUCAAAGGCCCGAAUUCACAAAGGUGUUUUUAAAAACCAUCAGUUGAACCCAUGGUUUAUGCAGAUUUUCUGUAUAAAUGACGCAUAUUUACCUUGUAUGUUAAAACAAUGUCCAGUGCUGAUGCGCGCUUUUUCCAGUGUGCCAAAUUUAUGCAUGUUGCCAUGGUUGAAUAAUUAUGCUAUUUGAUUCAUGAGUCCACUGUUUGAAUAGUCUCAUUAAUUCAAAACAGUGGACUCAUGAAUGAAAUAAGGUGGAUAACCACGGCAACAGGCAUCAAUUUGGUGCACUGACAAAAGCGAGCAUCAGCAUUGGACAUCUUUUAAUAUAAGCCGUAAAUAAGCGUAAUUUAUACAGAAAAUUUGCAUAAAGCAUGGGUUCAACCGAUGGUUUUGAAAACCACCUGUCAUUCGGGCCAAAGGGUUUUCUAUAUCAGUUAUACCUUUAAGACAAGAGAAAUGAUCUGUAAGCGCUUAGAAAGUAAGGCACCUUGUGAGAAGUAAGAGCACCGUAUUUCCCGCAGGAAUCCUGAAGGCAGCUUUUAUUACAAAUUGUCACAGCCACCAUAGAUACCUAGCAUCCUAAAGGUGGAAUUCCUGGUGAAAGACGUGACCCAAACUUUUGACAAGUUGCCUAUGUCUUCAGCACCUGAUGAAUAUAAAUUUUGUUAUUAUUAUCAUUGCUUGAUGGAUAGAACAGGGAAAUGUAAUAAGAAUAGACCAUUAGAAUUUCUUCAUUUUUCUUGUCCAGAAUAUCUCAGGUCUUUCAAUGUUCUUAUCUGUAUGGGAAUUUCCUGUUGUAGGGAAUCUGUUAGUGUUUACUCCCUCCUUGUUUUCAACUAUACCACCGAGUCAUAUCUCUGUUCUUGUAAAUCAUGGAGUAAAACCUGCAUGGGCAGUGUUUUGUAGAGCUGUCCAUAAGGCAAAUGGUUAAAAUCCUGUGACUAGUCUUACAAUAUAGGAAAUCCAGCUAUACAGCACUAUGCAUCUUUCACAGCAGCCUUUCCAUGUUCCCCAUUACUUUCUCUUUGAUGAAAUGUAAGGAUUCGUAAUGAAAAAGGCACUUGCGGAAUUCUUGCAGCUCCAACUUUCGACAAGGUGCCUAUGUUAAGCCCGACUGGUUAACUGAUCGCGAGUGCAAAGUCAGAUAUACUGUAUGUAUUGUAUCAGUUUUCUGCAUACAUCAUGAAUAGAAUUGGGGAAUGAGUAGAAGGGUUAUGAAUAAAGAGUUGCAAUAGCACAAACUCAAAAA
This is a messenger RNA of Lytechinus pictus (painted urchin), 4237 nucleotides long. RefSeq names its product regulator of G-protein signaling 11-like. Gene Ontology annotation, biological process: positive regulation of GTPase activity; regulation of G protein-coupled receptor signaling pathway; intracellular signal transduction. Bases 18 to 1679 code for a protein of 553 amino acids. NCBI's taxonomy places the organism in Eukaryota, Metazoa, Echinodermata, Echinoidea, Temnopleuroida, Toxopneustidae. The record is from RefSeq and is a predicted model, not a curated record. The transcript has 13 exons. Gene Ontology annotation, cellular component: cytoplasm; neuron projection; plasma membrane. Gene Ontology annotation, molecular function: GTPase activator activity.